CAAAAAAUGUGUGUAAGUAUAAAAGUGGUUGUCUAUUCACUCAUCAUAAGCAUAAAUCUUGUAGCUGUUAAGCAGCACAGUUGUGGAUUAUAGACGAUUUUGAAGUGAAGUGAAAUUGAAGGAUUAAUUAAGGAUACAAUGAAGAUAUUUUGUUGUUGUUUGCUUGCGGCAGUAUUUUCAGUGGCAUUGGCCGAUGUUAAACAUGUUAAAGAAAGUGCAGUGGAGAAAAAAGUAGAGGCGCUUGCGUCAGAUAAAAGUAGUGAUUCCAAACCCAAAAGAGAUGCGUCUCAUGUGAGUGGAGUUUACCAUGGACCUUCAUAUAAAUAUUUGCCUCCAUCUUCCAUUUCUUCUUCAUACGAUACUUAUUCUGGAAGUGUUGGCAGUGGUGGACAUAUUUCUGGUGUAGGAGGUGGUUAUAGUUCGGGUGGAUUUGGUCAUAAUCAUCAUGGUUUUUCCUCCUCUGGUCAUCAUAGCAGUGGUGCUUCACAUGGUCUUGGCUAUACCCCAUCAGCAAGUUAUCACGGCAGUGGUAAUCAUGGUUUAGGUUUUACUUCUUCUAGCCAUUAUACUGGCCAUGGAUCUGCGCUACAUUCUGGAGGAUUUAAAGGUGGAGUGAGUUCUCAUAAAGGAGUUUCGUUCGGUCAUAAUGACUUUGCUAGUCGUCCCCAUUCUUAUGCUGCCGGUCAUGGUUACAGUUCAUCCGGGUCUAGCUCGACUGGCGUAGGAUACAAAUUACAUACACAUUCUUUAGGCGGUGCUCAGGAACACAUUUAUGUAAUUUCAAGUGGACCUUCCGGUUUUGGUAACUCCCAUGGUUCUGCUUCAGGUGGCCACGAAGUGCCAACUGGUUCAUAUUUACCACCUGUGCAGCAACAUCCUUUGCCUUCCAGCAGUUAUGGUGUACCAUUUGCUACCGUAGGGGAUUCAUACAACACAAAAUACCACUCUCAAAUUUCUUCAGUUAAAGACCAUGGUCCAGCUUAUGCUGCAGGUCACAAGGGAUUGGGCCACUUUAGUUUUGCUGCCAAUAAACCUCAAGUAUUACAUACUAGCAUUACUGGAUCGAAUAAACCUCAAGUAUUACACACCAGCAUAACGGGAUCUAGUUUCAAUCAACCUUCUUAUUCCAAAGCUCCUUUUAAGCCAUCUGAGUUUUUGGGUGCCAAAUUUGAAGGUUCCGCCUAUAACGAAGCUCCCGGUCAGCAAUAUUUGCCUCCUUCAGGAGUAGGAACUGAUACUACAGGUUAUGACUAUCCUAUACCUCCUGGAUCAUCUAUAAAUUUCCAAGAACCCAGUUACCAACAAACUGUAGAAGUACAAACAACAUCUGUACAUGAACCUGAAUCUUCUUAUCUACCACCCAAUAACCAUGAGGGCUCAUUUAAUGAAAUUUCUUCUGCCGCCAGUGGUAAUUACUUGCCACCUAGCAAUACCUAUGGAGUUCCAUAUUCUCAUUAGAAAAUAUGUUUAAACUAAAUUCAUUUAAUUUUUUUAAAUCCCUUUAGUUGAUAUAAUUUAUUGCAUUUAUAUAUCUAAUUUAUGUAUGUAAAAAAAUUUCAUUUAAACAAAACAAACAUGUAUUAUCAGUUAAAAAAUAAAAUUUGUACAUAGUCAACAAAAAAAUGUUUGAAAAAUUUAAAAUUCAUCUCACAAUUGGCAUGAUGUCAAUCACUAUUAAAAAUAACUUUCCCACUUUGGCUGGCUCACAAAUGAAGUAGAUUAAUCAAGUAAUAAACAAUAUUAAAGAAACUUUGUAUCUUGUCAAAGUAUUAUUCGAAACGAUAACAAGAAUUUUAUUAAAAGCGUAAAAAGUGUUUUUGUUUUUAAUAUGCAAAGAGGUGCAUUACAAAACUGGUGGAUCUGAACAUUAUGGACAUUUAAAAAUUAUCA
Lucilia cuprina (Australian sheep blowfly) is the source of this 1890-nucleotide messenger RNA. Its product is annotated as hornerin. The record is from RefSeq and is a predicted model, not a curated record. NCBI's taxonomy places the organism in Eukaryota, Metazoa, Arthropoda, Insecta, Diptera, Calliphoridae. The transcript is spliced from 2 exons. The coding region runs from base 139 to 1458 and encodes 439 amino acids.